This is a messenger RNA of Abrus precatorius (Indian licorice), 2383 nucleotides long. Its product is annotated as oligopeptide transporter 7-like. Bases 99 to 2348 code for a protein of 749 amino acids. The transcript is spliced from 7 exons. Gene Ontology annotation, biological process: transmembrane transport. The record is from RefSeq and is a predicted model, not a curated record. NCBI's taxonomy places the organism in Eukaryota, Viridiplantae, Streptophyta, Magnoliopsida, Fabales, Fabaceae. Gene Ontology annotation, molecular function: oligopeptide transmembrane transporter activity.
CCUACAAACUAUUGUCCACCCUUUCUCCUCAUUCUCUUGGAAUCAUAUAUAGUUUGAAGAACACAAAUUCAGAAUUAAUCAAGUUGAAGAUCCAAUUCAUGGAACAAUCCUCGCACGAGAUCACAUCCCCUCUCUUGCCAAAGAAGGAGGACAAUGUUGACGAAGAUGUGAAAGAGAUUGGGGAAUCAUCGGGUGAAGAAGAGAGAGAGAACUCACCCAUAAAGCAAGUGGCCCUAACGGUGCCAACCACAGAUGACCCAUCGCUUCCGGUUCUGACGUUCAGAAUGUGGGUGCUGGGAACCCUCUCAUGCGUUCUCUUAUCAUUUCUGAACCAGUUUUUCUGGUACCGAACCGAGCCUCUCACCAUCACCGCCAUAUCGGCUCAGAUCGCGGUGGUGCCGCUUGGUCAACUCAUGGCUUCAAGAAUCACCAAACGUGUCUUCUUCAAAGGAACACGUUGGGAAUUCACACUGAACCCGGGUCCCUUCAAUGUGAAGGAGCAUGUGCUCAUUACUAUCUUCGCCAACUCUGGCGCUGGCACCGUUUAUGCCAUUCACGUUGUUACCGCUGUCAAAAUCUUUUACCGCAAACACAUGUCCUUUUUUGUUUCCUUCCUCGUAGUCAUCACCACGCAGGUAUUGGGCUUCGGAUGGGCGGGCAUAUUCAGAAGAUACUUAGUAGAGCCAGCGGCGAUGUGGUGGCCGGCAAAUUUAGUUCAAGUUUCACUCUUCAGGGCCCUGCACGAGAAGGAGGAACGAGAAAAAGGAGGGUUAACGAGAUCGCAGUUCUUUGUAAUAGCGUUUUUGUGCAGCUUUGGCUACUACGUGCUUCCUGGUUACAUUUUCCAAAUGCUGACCUCUCUCUCUUGGAUAUGUUGGUUAUUUCCCACGAGCGUGCUGGCCCAACAGCUUGGGUCAGGCCUAUAUGGGCUUGGCAUCGGUGCAAUUGGGCUUGACUGGUCUACCAUUUCAGCCUACCUCGGGAGCCCACUUGCAAGCCCAUGGUUUGCCACUGCCAACGUGGCCGUGGGAUUCGUGUUUGUGAUGUACGUUCUGACUCCAUUGUGCUAUUGGUUCAAUGUGUACGGUGCCAAAACCUUCCCCAUUUUCUCCGACGAUCUUUUCACUUCCAAGGGUCAAAUUUAUAACAUCACAGACAUAAUUGACUCUAAUUUCCACCUUGACGUUGCGGCUUAUGAGCGACAAGGACGACUCUAUCUCAGCACUUUUUUUGCCAUGACCUAUGGUGUUGGCUUUGCAGCACUUACCGCUACCAUUGUCCACGUUGCUCUCUUUCACGGAAGAGAAAUAUGGGAGCAAAGUAAAUCAAGUUUUAAGGAAACGAGAGUGGACAUCCACACGAAGCUUAUGCAGAAGUACAAACAGGUUCCUGAAUGGUGGUUCGUGUGCAUCCUCAUCGCAACCAUUGCAGCCACCGUCUUCACUUGCGAGUAUUACAACGAUCAGCUUCAGUUGCCUUGGUGGGGCGUUCUGCUCGCAUGUGGCAUCGCCAUCUUCUUUACUCUCCCCAUUGGGAUUAUAACUGCAAUCACAAAUCAGACUCCGGGGUUGAACAUAAUCACGGAAUACAUUAUAGGAUAUAUCUACCCGGGCUAUCCAGUAGCUAACAUGUGCUUCAAGGUUUAUGGUUACAUAAGCAUGACACAAGCCAUCACUUUCUUGCAAGACUUCAAGCUCGGCCACUACAUGAAAAUCCCUCCACGAAUCAUGUUCAUGGCACAGGUUGUGGGAACGCUGAUAGCGGGUAUUGUGUAUUUGGGCACUGCGUGGUGGUUGAUGGAAACGAUCCCGGACAUAUGCGAGGACACAUCCUCUGUUUGGACGUGUCCAAGUGACACUGUGUUCUACGAUGCGUCGGUUAUUUGGGGUUUGAUUGGGCCGAGGAGAAUAUUUGGAGACCUUGGGACCUACGCCCAAGUGAAUUGGUUCUUCCUGGGUGGGGCCAUUGCUCCUUUACUCGUUUGGUUGGCUGCGAGGGCCUUCCCACAACAAGAGUGGAUUAGACUCGUCAACAUGCCAGUGUUGAUUGGAGCCACGGGAAUGAUGCCUCCAGCAACUGCAGUGAACUACACUAGCUGGGUCAUCGUUGGUUUUCUCUCUGGCUUCGUGGUGUUUAGGUACAAACCCCAAUGGUGGCAGCGUCACAAUUAUGUGCUCUCUGGAGCACUUGAUGCGGGUCUCGCUUUUAUGGGGGUGCUUUUGUAUCUUUGCUUAGGAUUGGAAGAUAUUAGUAUCAAUUGGUGGGGAAAUGACCUUGAUGGCUGUCCCUUGGCUCAUUGCCCAACCGCCAAAGGGUUUGUGGUUGAAGGUUGCCCCGUUUCCACUUGACUAAAGUUAAAAUGUCCUUCCCUUAAUUCAAGCUA